AUGGCUUUCGCCCAGGCGAUUUACAUCCUCGUGCGACUCUCGCUCUUCUUCGCGUCCUUCACGUGGCGCCACUGGAUCGGCCUCGUUAUAACGACAUUCGCGUACAAGACGUGCUUCGACCAGAUCGCGUCGCUGGCGGAGGCCACGUACGACGAGACGGGGCAGCUCAUCGACGGCGGCAGCGACCUCAACAUGGGCGGGCUGUGCGGCUAUCUGCAUGACAUCAUAUACAUCACCGCUUUCGUCCAGAUCGCCUCCAUUCUAUCUGACUGGUUCUGGCUCAUCUACCUCAUUAUCCCGGGCUUUGCAUUGUGGAAGCUAUGGGAGCUCGUGCUCUACCCCUACUUCUUUCAAAAAGUGGAACCUGGAGAGGAAGAUCCGAGAGAUAGGAAGAAGAGGGAGAAAAUGGAGCGUAAAGCAGACAGGGCUGCACGGUUAUCCAAGGGACGGUGA
Messenger RNA from Closterium sp. NIES-65, 453 nucleotides. Lineage: Eukaryota; Viridiplantae; Streptophyta; Zygnematophyceae; Desmidiales; Closteriaceae. The record is from the annotation of a GenBank genome assembly.